GCUCACAACCGACUGAUACAAACAGAAGAAGUCAAUGCGGAAGUAAAACUAGUAGAUGGUUUGUUUUGUUUGUGGACAGCGGCAACCAUUACGUUCUUCUGGACAAAACCAUACCACAGACAAAAUAGGUUCGUUAUCAGUGUAUUUGCCAUACUAGUUGAGUACUCACCUCUCAGUCGACUGAACAUGUCUACAUUACAAAUAUUGCGCGUGUUCUUAAAUGAGCGUUUAACGGCGGCUGCUGUGGAGAUUUUCGGGGCAGUUGAGAAAACUGUAGUCGAGUACCAGGAAGAGAAUGAUCGGCUACGGAGACUGCUUCGGAUUGCACCGGACAUAAAACUAUGUAGAGAAGAGUCCCUUCAGUUAUCAGUUGCUGUCACUGAAGACGAGGUUCCCCCUAAGCAGCAGCACUCUGAGCAGGAGUGGAGAACCAGUCUGCAGCAGAUGGACCUAGAACCCACACAGAUUAAAGAGGAACAGGAGGAACUCUGGACCUGUCAAGAGGAAGAGCAGCUUCAAGAGCAGGAGGAUGAUAUCAUAGUUUUCAAAUUCCCUCCAAUUUGUGUGAAAAGUAAAUGUGAUCAGGAGAACACAAUUCAGUCCUUUUCUCUUCCCCAACCCCAGACAGUGGAGAACAGAGACAGUAACUCUAAACCAGUUGAACUUCCACAUUUUGUCACUGUUACCCAUCUAGAGGGUCUCGACAUUCCCUGUGACCCUCCAGAUAAUCAAAACAAUGCCUACAGCCACAGCUCAAUUGUAAGCAGCGACCCAGUAGGACUUGACAGCAGCCCACCAUUGAAUUCCAACCCAUCAAUGAGGGAACACUGUUGGAAACCCAGCACCACGUCUAGAAAAACUCACCGCUGCUGUGACUGUGGUGAAAUAUUUGCUCUGACAGCUGACCUGCAGGAGCAUGUGACUCUCGCCAAGAAGAGACCCAGCGAAUGCCGCCUGUGCAAAAUACACUACAACUCCACCUGUAAAUUGAAGGCCCAUAUCAGACUCUGUCACAUGGAGAAACCCUGCACCUGCCCCUUUUGUGGAAAGACCUUCAAACUCAAAGGACAUCUGUCCAGACAUAUGAGGAUUCACACAGGAGAGAAACCAUUUGGCUGUGGUGACUGUGGGAAGAGCUUCAUUCAGAAGGGGGACCUAAGGAGGCAUGCACUGACUCACACUGGAGAGAAACCAUUUAGCUGUGGUGAAUGUGGGAAAAGCUUCAAUCGGAAAGGGAACUUGAACUUGCACAUACUGACUCACACAGGAGCGAACGUCCACAAAGAAUGUAAACAGAAUGAAAACACAGAGGAAGCGAAUUAGGACAAAGACAUCUUGUUAGGAGAUGGACAACUCUUUGGAAAAGCAAAGCAACUCUGGAUCAUUCAUUCUCUGGGUUUUAGAUAAAUAGAUGAUGAAUUUACUUUUGUAAAAAAUUCUAUGAACAAUAAAGUUCGAUUUUAUAUAACAGUACAGAGUACAGUAGUUAAACAUACAGGUCUUCUGUUCAGUCUCUUGAUGUUUUCAUGUCAUUAUAAACCGGAAUUCCUGGUUUAAUUUCUUUCAUUACAUUCCCAGUGGGUCAGAAGUUUACAUGCACUCAAUUAAAAUUUGGUAGCAUUGGCUUUAAAUUGUUUAACUUGGGUCAAAUGUUUUGGGUAGCCUUCCACAAGCUUCCCACAAUAAGUUGGGUGAAUUUUGGUCCAUUCCUCCUGACAGAGCUGGUGUAACUGAGUCAGGUUUGUAGGCCUCCUUGCUCGCACACGCUUUUUCAGUUCUGCCCAUGAAAUUUCUAUGGGAUUGAGGUCAAGGCUUUGUGAUGGUCACUCCAAUACCUUGACUUUGUUGUCCUUAAGCCAUUUUGCCACAACUUUGGAAGUAUGCUUGGGGUCACUGUCCAUUAGGAAGACCAAUUUGGACCAAGCUUUAACUUCCUGACUGAUGUCAAAUUUAGAAUACAUUGUAAAAUAAAUUUAGAACCAGGAACAGAUAUAGCCCUUGGUUCUCUCCAGACCUGACUGCCCUUAACCAACACAAAAACAUCCUUUGGCGUUCUGCAUUAGCAUCGAACAGCCCCCGUGAUAUGCAACUUUUCAGGGAAGAUAGAAACAAAUAUACACAGGCAGUUAGAAAAGCCAAGGCUAGCUUUUUCAAGCAGAAAUUUGCUUCCUGCAACACGAACUCAAAAAAAGUUCUGGAACACUGUAAAGUCCAUGGAGAAUAAGAACACCUCCUCCCAGCUGCCCACUCCACUGAGCAAACAACGUCACCACCGAUAAAUCCACUAUAAUUGAGAAUUUCAAUAAGCAUUUUUCUAUGGCUGGCCAUGCUUUCCACCUGGCUACCCCUACCCUGGUCAACAGCACUGCACCCCCCACAGCAACUCGGCCAAGCCUUCCCCAUUUCUCCUUCUCCCAAAUUCAGUCAGCUGAUGUUCUGAAAGAGCUGCAAAAUCUGGACCCCUACAAAUCAGCUGGGCUAGACAAUCUGGACCCUUUCUUUCUAAAAUUAUCUGCUGAAAUUGUUGCAACCCCUAUUACUAGCCUGUUCAACCUCUCUUUCGUGUUGUCUGAGAUUCCCAAAGAUUGGAAAGCAGCUGCGGUCAUCCCCCUCUUCAAAGGGGGACACUCUUGACCCAAACUGCUACAGACCUAUAUCUAUCCUACCCUGCCUUCCUAAGGUCUUCGAAAGCGAAGUCAACAGAUUAACGACCAUUUCGAAUCCCACCAUACCUUCUCCGCUAUGCAAUCUGGUUUCAGAGCUGGUCAUGGGUGCACCUCAGCCACACUCAAGGUCCUAAACGAUAUCUUAAACGCCAUCGAUAAGAAACAAUACUGUGCAGCCUUAUUCAUUGACCUGGCCAAGGCUUUCGACUCUGUCAAUCACCACAUCCUCAUCGGCAGACUCGAUAGCCUUGGUUUCUCAAAUGAUUGCCUCGACCUGGUUCACCAACUACUUCUCUGAUAGAGUUCAGUGUGUCAAAUCGGAGGGCCUGUUGUCCGGGCCUCUGGCAGUCUCUAUGGGGGUGCCACAGGGUUCAAUUCUUGGACCGACUCUCUUCUCUUUGUAUACAUCAAUGAUGUCGCUCUUGCUGCUGGUGAGUCUCUGAUCCACCUCUAUGCAGACGACACCAUUCUGUAUACUUCUGGCCCUUCUUUGGACACUGUGUUAACAACCCUCCAGAUGAGCUUCAAUGCCAUAACUCUCCUUCCGUGGCCUCCAAUUGCUCUUAAAUACAAGUAGAACUAAAUUAAUGCUCUUCAACUGAUCGCUGCCUGCACCUUCCCGCCCGUCCAACAUCACUACUCUGGACGGCUCUGACUUAGAAUAUGUGGACAACUAUAAAUACCUAUGUGUCUGGUUAGACUGUAAACUCUCCUUCCAGACUCACAUCAAACAUCUCCAAUCCAAAGUUAAAUCUAGAAUUGGCUUCCUAUUUUGCAACAAAACAUCCUUCGCUCAUGCUGACAAACAUACCCUCGUAAAACUGACCAUCCUACCAUUCCUCGAUUUCGGCGACGUCAUUUACAAAAUAGCCUCCAAUACCCUACUCAAUAUAUUGGAUGCAGUCUAUCACAGUGCCAUCCGUUUUGUCACCAAAGCCCCAUAUACUACCCACCACUGCGACCUGUGUACACUCUCGCUGGCUGGCCCUCGCUUCAUACUCGUCGCCAAACCCACUGGCUCCAGGUCAUCUACAAGACCCUGCUAGGUAAAGUCCCCCCUUUUCUCAGCUCGCUGGUUACCAUAGCAGCACCCACCUGUAGCACUCGCUCCAGAAGGUAUAUCUCUCUGGUCACCCCCAAAACCAAUUCUUCAUUUGGCCGCCUCUCCUUCCAGUUCUCUGCUGCCAAUGACAGGAACGAACUACAAAAAUCUCUGAAACUGGAAACACUUAUCUCCCUCAUUAGCUUUAAGCACCAGUUGUCAGAGCAGCUCACAGAUUACUGCACCUGUACAUAGCCCAUCUAUAAUUUAGCCCAAACAACUACCUUUCCCCCUACUGUAUUUACUUAUUUUCCUCCUUUGCACCCCAUUAUUUCUAUCUCUACUUUGCACAUUCUUCCACUGCAAAUCUACCAUUCCAGUGUUUUACUUGCUAUAUUGUAUUUACUUUGCCACCAUGGCCUUUUUUUGCCUUUACCUUCUUUAUCUCACCUCAUUUGCUCACAUUGUAUUUAGACUUAUUUUUCUACUGUAUUAUUGACUGUAUGUUUGUUUUACUCCAUGUGUAACUCUGUUGUUGUAUGUGUCGAAACUGCUUUGCUUUAUCUUGGCCAGGUUGCAAUUGUAAAUGAGAACUUGUUCUCAACUUGCCUACCUGGUUAAAUAAAGGUGAAAUAAAUAAAUAAAUAAAAAUGUCUUGAGAUUUUGCUUCAA
Oncorhynchus nerka (sockeye salmon) is the source of this 4380-nucleotide messenger RNA. RefSeq names its product zinc finger protein 568-like. The record is from RefSeq and is a predicted model, not a curated record. Bases 187 to 1323 code for a protein of 378 amino acids. Gene Ontology annotation, molecular function: DNA-binding transcription factor activity, RNA polymerase II-specific; RNA polymerase II cis-regulatory region sequence-specific DNA binding. Gene Ontology annotation, biological process: regulation of transcription by RNA polymerase II. The transcript is spliced from 2 exons. Lineage: Eukaryota; Metazoa; Chordata; Actinopteri; Salmoniformes; Salmonidae.